AGUAUUUGCAGCGACCUGAGGCUCCUGCUUGGAGCCCAGCAGAGAGCAGGGCAUACUGCAGGGUGAGGGCAGGGCUGUCCUGGCGAGUGCUGCGUUGGCCAUGCCAAGAGCUCCGUCCCCUUCUGCCUCGUAGGCUUGUUCACUGAUAGCUUUGUUCAUAAUUUUGCUUUUGAACUUAGGUGCUAACUAAAUGCUGUUUUCACACUUAGAGAAGAGAAAAAUGAUUAGUGAUGUUCCAGUUGGCUUAAGAAAAAUAUAUAUUUUCUUAAGUUAUAGGUAGCAUGGAGAGAUAAAUUCCUUAGCAAAGAACAAUGAGGAAGGUGUGUCCUACCUCUUAAACAGCACCAAAUCUGGAGGAAAUAGAGGCUUGGGAAAAGAACUGAUGGCCUUGCAAGAUGUUGUGAAAACAUCAGUAGCAUUAUUAACAGAUUAAACAGAGUACUGGAGCACCCAGAAGGCUUUUCUGUCAAAUGAGAUUCCCAUCAGCAAAUCCUGAGUUCCGGGCGUGUGUUUGGCUGUGUCAUAGCCAAAGUUUGUACUGAUGCAGUUUCUUCAGUGUAAGCAACUGAGGACGACGCUUCUUGCUGUCAGAACAUGGAGAACAACGUAACUACUAUCUCUCGAGAAGAGCUUGAUGAACUAAGAGAAGCAUUCGAUAAGAUAGAUAUCGACAACAGUGGGUAUGUCAGUGAUUAUGAGCUUCAAGAUCUGUUUAAAGAAGCAAGUCUACCCUUGCCUGGUUACAAAGUACGGGAGAUAGUAGAAAAAAUCAUUGCAGUAACGGACAGCAACAAAGACGGGAAAAUCAACUUUGAAGAAUUUGUCUCUAUAAUUCAGGAAUUGAAAAGUAAAGAUGUUAGCAAAUCUUACCGAAAAUCAAUAAACAAGAAGCUGGGUAUUACAGCACUUGGAGGAACAUCAGCAAUAUCUACUGAGGGGACACAGCACUCUUACUCAGAGGAAGAAAAAGUUGCUUUUGUUAAUUGGAUAAAUAAAGCUCUACAAGAUGACCCAGACUGUAAACACCUCCUUCCCAUGAACCCAUCAGAUGCUAGUCUUUUUAAAUGCCUUGCAGAUGGCAUCCUCCUUUGCAAAAUGAUUAACUUCUCACAACCAGAUACAAUUGAUGAAAGGGCUAUUAAUAAGAAGAAACUCACUCCUUUCACUAUAUCUGAAAACCUAAACUUGGCUCUGAACUCAGCAUCUGCUAUUGGCUGUACGGUUGUCAAUAUUGGAUCACAAGAUUUACAAGAAGGAAAACCCCACUUGGUAUUGGGGCUCUUGUGGCAGAUCAUAAAAGCUGGUCUUUUUGCUGAUAUUGAGAUCUCCAGAAAUGAAGCUCUAAUCGCUUUGCUAAAUGAAGGGGAAGAACUAGAUCAGUUACUGAAGCUUUCACCAGAAGAGCUCUUGCUACGCUGGGUGAACUACCAUCUGACCAAUGCAGGGUGGCAGAAAAUCAGUAAUUUCAGCCAAGACAUCAAGGAUUCAAGAGCAUACUACCAUCUGUUAAAUCAGAUAGCACCCAAAGGAGAUGACCCUGAUGAAAUACCUGUUAAAAUUGACUUUUCAGGGUUUCAUGAGAAAAAUGACUUCAAGAGGGCUGAAUACAUGCUCCAACAGGCAGACAAAUUGGGCUGCAGGCAGUUUGUAACUCCAGCAGAUGUGGUUGCAGGCAACCCUAAACUCAAUUUGGCUUUUGUUGCAAAUCUCUUUAACACACAUCCAGCCCUACACAAGCCUGACAAUUCAUCUUAUGAUCUCAAUUUAUUAGAAGGAGAAAGUAACGAAGAAAGGACUUUCAGAAACUGGAUGAAUUCACUGGGUGUAAGCCCGUAUGUUAACCAUUUAUACAGUGAUCUCUCUGAUGCUUUAAUAAUCUUCCAAUUGUAUGAGAUGACUCGUGUGCCAGUUGACUGGAGCCACGUCAACAAACGUCCUUAUCCUCUGCUCGGUGGUAAUAUGAAAAAGAUUGAGAAUUGCAAUUAUGCUGUAGAACUUGGGAAGACAAAAGCAAAAUUCUCUCUGGUUGGUAUUGCUGGACAUGAUCUAAAUGAGGGCAAUCCUACUCUGACUUUGGCUUUGAUAUGGCAACUGAUGAGAAGGUAUACUUUGAAUGUAUUAUCAGACCUUGGAGAGGGGGAAAAAGUAAAUGAUGAAAUUAUUAUUAACUGGGUGAAUCAGACACUUUCAAAUGCAAAUAAGAAAACUUCAAUUACCAGUUUCAAGGACAAAUCAAUUAGCACUAGUUUACCUGUCCUUGAUUUAAUAGAUGCCAUUGCACCAAAAGCAAUUCGCCCAGAAAUGGUCAAGAGAGAAGAUCUUUCUUAUCAAGACAAAUUGAAUAAUGCCAAGUACGCCAUUUCAGUUGCUCGCAAAAUUGGUGCUCGUAUAUAUGCUCUCCCAGAUGAUCUGGUCGAAGUGAAGCCAAAAAUGGUGAUGACAGUGUUUGCAUGUUUGAUGGGAAGAGGACUGAACAAAAUAAAAUAAUGAAGAGAUUUAAUAUCACUUUCUGCCAUGUUAAGGACGAUGAGACGACGAAUGCCUCACAGCUUACAGAAUUCUGAAGCUGAACAGAAUAAAAUGAGAAAAUGUUUGCACAAAUAUUCUCAUUAAUUACAUCCUAAUGUGUUUAUAUUAAAAUUUCAUUCAAUUUCAUAACACAUUGAUUAUUUAUGGGUACUAUUGUUUUCAGAAAAUGUUCUGUACCAAAUUAACAUAACGAAUUUGUAUUGCUUGAAGAAAAAAAAAAAACAAAAAACAACCUUAUCAAUCAAGUUUCAUUUGCAUUAGCUUCCAUAACAUGUAACAAUCUGUAUCGCUUUACAUAUAUUAUUUCAGGACCUACUGUGAAAUAUUGAUUUUUUUUUUUUUUUUUUUUGUGGGUGUUAGUUACAUGUAGUCAUACCUAUAUUAAGGUGCAUUCCAAUCCCUGUUAUAUUACUAUAAUAGUACAGUAUAAUAUAUUACUGCACAAGUUAUCAUCCUUGCCUUACUCUUUAAGAACUUAACUCCUGUUGAAGUCAGAGAGUCUUGUCAUUGACUUCCGUGAGAGCAAGUGAAGGCCUAUGAUAAUGUCUGGAAGCUAAUGAGUAUUCAAAAAGCUGAUAAAACUUCUUUGUGAGCAUAACUUUAAAUGUGUAAUAGUUUUGUCAUUGAGCAAGAACUUAUCGUCCGUGUCUUGAGGGGAAAAAACAGCAAAUAACAGUGUAAUCAUGUCAUUAUUAGAUCUGCAUAGGUUAUCUUUUGCAAUUGAACUAAAAAAACUGAUUUUUUUUAUUUUUCAUAAAAUACUGUAAAAGAGAACAAUAAAGGUCUAGCUGUUCCA
Molecule: messenger RNA, 3325 nt
Organism: Cygnus atratus (black swan)
Lineage: Eukaryota; Metazoa; Chordata; Aves; Anseriformes; Anatidae
Gene: PLS1
Product: plastin 1
Exons: 17
Coding region: 595-2487 (630 amino acids)
Biological process (GO): actin filament network formation; actin filament bundle assembly
Cellular component (GO): actin filament bundle; cytoplasm; actin filament
Molecular function (GO): calcium ion binding; actin filament binding
Source: RefSeq, a predicted model, not a curated record